AUGGUGGCCGAAGACCCGCGAAACCCAAGUGGUGCGCUCCGGCCUCCUUCCACACCAGGGACCGGACCGGCUUGGCCAACUCAGGCCUCGGCGCCGAACACGGCUCACGCUGCGGGCCCCGGCGCGCCGGGAACGGACGCGCGGGCGCGACCAAUCAGCGGCCGCCUAAGGAGCGCAGGGCGGCGGCGCGGCCAAUCAGCGAGGCGCUGGAAGGGAAGGGGCGGGAGCUGGGGAGGCUCGCGUGAGGCCGAGCCUCCCGCUGCCCUGCUUCCCGGAGCGGUCGGGCCCAGCCCUGAGGCGGCGUGCGGGGAGGCCCCGGCGCGCGGCCUCAAGCAGGGGCCCGGGCCCACUUCCCAGCGCCCGUCCCCUCCCUCAGCCGCGGCCCCCCAGUCACUCUGCUCACUCCAUGCCUCACCUCGAGGGGACACCGAGACCGAGAAGGGAACCCUAGGCGAGAGCUGCAGCCGACCGUACCCACUCCUGCCGCUGCUCCGCCUCACAUUCAAACCCCGGCAAAAUGGCGCGGCGGCAAAGGUGGCGGCCACGGCGCAUGUGCAAGCGAGGCCGAGACUCGGGGCGGGGCCAGGGAUGCUUUGGGUCCCACCCUGGCUUGAAGGGCCAAUCGGAACCCCGCUCUGGUCUGCGGUGACGUCACAAGAGACCAUGCCCUUUGACGCAGGUUGCUGGUUUGGAUUUCUUUGCGCAGACCGUGGCAGGUGUUCCAAGAGGCUCCUAGUGGCUUUUAACUCUUGGAUGGAUUAUGCUCGUCCCCGCCAGAGAAGGGAGAGACCGUCCAUUCUAGGACAAGCAGAAUAACCGAAUGAAUGAUGUAACCGGUGGCAACUUGAAGAUAACUGGGAUGAACAGGGGAAAUUUUACUUUUUCAUUCAAAAGCCAGGAGAAGCCAGGCGGUGGUGGCACACACCUCUAAUCCCAGCACUCGGAGGCAGAGCCAGGCGAAUCUUUGUGAGUUCAAGUCCAGCCUGGUUACAAAGUGAGAUCCAGGACAGGCUCCUAAGCUACACAGAGAAACCCUGUCUCGGGAAAACAAAACAAAAACAAAAGCCAGGAGAGAGCUGAGUGAACGGCGGCCUGGCCAGCACUGGGGAGAACAGUGAAGGCUGGGAAGUCUGCUUAAGCUAGACUUGGAACUAGUGAAAUGUAAUAAGAAAAACAGGGCCAAAUGAGGGGGCCUCAGCAGCCAGCUCAGCUCGCUUUCUCCGUCCCUCCCAGCUCCAAGCUUACCGCACAGCAUUGAUACUUGCACUUUCCUCUGCGUGGCCGCUCUUCCAGAUCCAAUGAUGGCUGGCUCCCUUUGCAUUUGGUUGCAGAGCAAUGACAGCUCCCCAGGGACGCUUUACCACUCUCUGAAACUGCCCACUUCACCUUAACUUUAACCCAACAGCACACCAUUUGUCCAGUAAAAGACAGGCUGCCCAACUUGACAUGAAUUUCAGGGAACGAACUCUUAUUUUUAAUAAUAGAUACCAUCUGAGAACACUGCUUUGUUUAUGUAAGGUCCUAUUAAACUGGGCAUUCUGUAUCUUUUGUUUGUUUUUGUUUUUCCAGACAGGGUUUCUCUGUGUAGUGCUGGCUGUUCUGGAACUUGCUCUAUUGACCAGGCUGGCCUCAAACUCAGAGAUCUGCCUGCCUCUGCCUGCCAAAGUGCUGGGAUGAAAGGUGUGUGCCACCACUGCCCAGCUGAGAAUUCUGUAUCUUAUCUAGCAGGCUUGAUUUCAUUAUUAGGAUUCUGCUACUCCUCCAGCUAUGUGACCACACAUGCGCAGUUCAAUAGCUAAGCAAGGGGUCAUACAUACAUCAUCCUUCCUACAACAUCAGUGCACUGUGCGAUUACACAAAUUCGCGCAGGGCGGUCACGCAAUCAGCACAUAUGUGGAGUAGCUCCAUAAGCCCACCAGAGCAUGUGCAGGAAAAUCCUUAAAAAUCCAGUCACGCCGGGUGGGGGUGGCACAUGUCUUUAAUCCCAGCACUCGGGAGGCAGAGGCAGGCAGAUCUCUGUGAGUUCGAGGCCAGCCUGGGCUACCAAGUGAGUUCCAGGAAAAGCGCAGAACUACACAGAGAAACCCGUCUCGAACAACAAAAAAGACAAAACAAAAAGCCAGUCACAGACUCCUCCCCUCUCUUCUGCUCUCUCCUCUGCCCCCACUGUCUCUCUACCUGCACGUCUUUCACAGGCCU
This is a messenger RNA of Peromyscus maniculatus bairdii (prairie deer mouse), 2199 nucleotides long. NCBI's taxonomy places the organism in Eukaryota, Metazoa, Chordata, Mammalia, Rodentia, Cricetidae. The record is from RefSeq and is a predicted model, not a curated record.